CAACCCUCCUGAAGUCCUCCUCUUUCGCAGCCCGGCCUUCUCACCACGAGCACGACGCCGGCGACGAGGACCGCCGCCGCCGCCGAACCCUGCCCAAAGCGAGGCAGCCGACGAGCCGGCGGAGAUGCUGCUGGAGGAGCUGCUCCGCUGCCAGAUCCAGGAGUGGUACCCGGCGUUCCGGCGCCACACGGUCCCCACCGCCAUCAUCCCGCUCCCGGCUGCCUUCCUCCGCUACCUCGCCGGCCGGACCGCCUACCCCGACCCCGACGAGGGCGAUCAGGGGCCGCUCCCCUUCGUCCUCCCGACGCUCACCUCCGGCCGCGCGCCCUUCCCGCCGCUCCAGGGCCACUUCCCGGACCCCGUCUCCCUCCUCGACCGCGACAACACCGACCCCCUCUUCGGCGACUCCGACUCCGACGACGAGGGCGAGGGCCUGCUCCCGCCCGCGUUCCCGGAGCUCGAGGCCGCGGUGGACGCCGCCAUCGCCGACCUCGGCGGGGCCGCGCUCCCCAAGCUCAACUGGAGCGCGCCCAAGGACGCCGUCUUCAUGGCCGCCGACGGCACCGUCCGCUGCACCUGCUUCGCCGAGGUCGCCAUGCUGCUCCGCGCCUCCGACUGCGUCGCCCACGACCUCGUCUCCGCGCGCCCCUCCUGCCAGGACUUCGUGCGCGCCAACCGUGUUCGACGGAAUGCCGCAGAGGGUAGUCUGAGUGACCCUGGUGAGAACUGCAGCGAGGUAGGUGCCCGCGGCGGUGGGAGUGAUGCGCCGGAAGAGGAUGCUGAGCAAGAAAGCAGUGAUGAUGCCCGCGGCGGUGGGAGUGAUGCGCCGGAAGAGGAUGCUGAGCAAGAAAGCAGUGAUGAUGAUGAGACUUGGGUGGACGACGGGUUCCAGUACUACCUCGCGCUCCGCAAGUGGUACCCAGGCCUCCGCCCCGAGUCGGAGUUCCGCUGCUUUGUGCGGGGGCGGAAGCUGGUCGGUGUGUCGCAGAGGGACCCGUCUGCCUACUACCCUUCUCUGCCUGGGUGGAGCGCUGAGGUACAGCCCAAGAUCGAGGAUUUCUUCGAAGAAUUCAUCGAGCCACAGUUUGCUUCAGAGAAUUACACGUUUGAUGUGUAUGUGAGAGCCGAUGGUCGGGUGAAGCUGAUCGACUUCAAUCCUUGGGGCGGCUAUACCCUGCCGCUGCUGUUCACAUGGGAGGAGCUUGAGGAGGAGCAGAGAGCAGAGGACGAGCUGGAGUUUCGAGUGGUGAUGCAGCAGGGUGCGGUGAGGCCAGGGUUAAUGACAGCAAUUCCGUAUGAUAUGCUGGAUUGGGGGGAUGGCAGUGGCUGGGAUGUGUUUCUGAAGAAGGCUGGCAAUGAGCUCGACAGACAGAUGGCAUCAUUAGGUGUGGAUUCGUAGUUACGGCCUACAGCAAGGUGCUCGAGUGCUCCAGUAGGUGAACAAGUGAAGUGGUGGCUCUUGGUAAUGUUUCAUCUGUCGAACACUUAGAAGUAACAGUUUUCUUCAGAUUGUGAUGCAACCUCAUGGUACUUGUUUUUCUGUUUCCCGGGACUUUGUAAUGCUAAGUUGCUAGUAUGGGAUUACCUCUUGUUGCUUCAUUUCAGUUAUAUCUUCAGAUAUUUACAGAAACGUAUUUGUAGUGGAGUUUGUGGCCCAUGGCUGAAAUUGCAGCAGAUCUCUUAUAUCUCUUAAACAUGAAUACACCCCCUAUAUUUC
Messenger RNA from Triticum dicoccoides, 1717 nucleotides. RefSeq names its product cell division cycle protein 123 homolog. Lineage: Eukaryota; Viridiplantae; Streptophyta; Magnoliopsida; Poales; Poaceae. The transcript has a single exon. Bases 125 to 1399 code for a protein of 424 amino acids. The record is from RefSeq and is a predicted model, not a curated record. Gene Ontology annotation, cellular component: cytoplasm.